UGUUCAAUUUGCGACAUCCUUCAUUGCUCUGGCAGCUCUUUGCAGCUGUCUUCCUGAUAUCUUCUCUACUUUUUGUACUUACACUUCUUCAUGACCGAUAUCUAUACGUCCCUCGGAGUCUCGCCCAGGAAGAAACGUCAACUCAUUAGUUCAGACGACGAGACUACUUUCACUCCCAAAAAGCUUCGAACUGCGCCACCUACACCGCCCUCCUCUGCUCACAAGGGCAACAAACUAAAUCACACGUCCUUACCACCCCAUAUUUCACGACUCAACACGAUUCAAACAGCCUUACAACAUGCAUUAUCACAUGCGCUAGCAACAUGUGCCGUGUCUCCAUCUUCUGACACGGGCAUAGUGCGUAACGUGCUCAAUCAUAUGUCCAUCAUGACUUACUCUGGACUCACAACCAAAUUCGACACUGAUGAUCUCAAACGCCUUUGCUGGAUAUGGGAGUGGGAUGCAGCUUCACUUCCCGACAUUAAAAGCAAUGACAAGGCGAUUGAUGAUGACAACCCGUUCUUAGAUGCUCCUGCACAGCCUCCUGCCAAGGACUGGACGCGAGGCGCGAUGGGAUUGGUCAUCAGCCCAACUAGCCAUUAUUCCAAGAGCGCAGGUAAACGCGUGCCUGUAUAUGGUAUUGGCAUCGAGGUUGAGAUCAAUAUCGACAAAGAUAUGGGGGGUGGCAUGGCCGCUGUGGCUCGAUGGACCGCCGAUGCAGAGAAGCGACGAAUUGAGUUUCGGAAUAAACUUGAGCGCUGGGUUAAGCUCCACCCCGAUUUUUCAGAUCUGCCAAAUGUCCCUUUGGCAGAUCUCCCGGAGCUUGUAACUACAGUCAAGGUGUCCUCGCUGACUCGUGUGCUUGCUUCUGCCUCGCCUAAGAGUGCCUCGAUUCUCAGGAAUAUGGUUCCAUCCAGUCCGACCUCACCGGCGAAGUCGCCUGUAAAGCGUUCGAUCGCUGCCCAUGAAUUUGCAGUACCUUUUCCUGCGAUUAGUCCAUUAAAGCCAGCCACUGCAUCAACAUCGAAAUCUUCCACUGCAUUUCCUCAGACACCAUCAUCGCGUCAGAGACGUGCAGAUCUUUUGGUUGGUCUUCUGACCCCCAAGACUCCUGCGCGUCAUAGGGGCGAGAGUGAUGCAUCAGACUCUCUACCUAUGACACCUGUCCAUCAACGAGGUGUCAACGCCGAGACUGCACCGUCAACUCCGAGUUCAUCACGUCGUCAAGCCUUAUACGACCGUAUUCGUCAGAAGUCUAUCACCACCAGUCCAACCAAAGCAAAGAGCGCGGAAGUCGCAGGAGGAAAACUCUCCAGGGAGCAGAUCCAGAAAAUGGGUCAGGAAGAGAUCCGACGACGCUGCCUACUCGGCCGCUUAGGUGGUGUCGCCGAGAGUGCCUGGAUGCUGUUCUCGGCUCCUGUCGGACCGACUUCCACACCAACAAUUCGCAAACGCAAAGCUCUUCCGGCCUCUGAGGUCGCAGCUGCGAUCAUCAAAUCUUCCCCUGUGCCGAUGUCAACUCUAGAAGCCAAUGAUUCGUUGAAACUGCUCACGACACUUUGUCCGUUCUUCCUCCGACCCCUGGAUAUCGCUGGUAAAGAAUGGCUCGAGAUGCCACCCACGUCAUCAGUGCAGGACUCCGAUAAUGGCACUGGCAGCAAAUCCAUACCCUCAAGUCCAACUAAGAAGCUCGUUGGCAGCAAACUUGUCCCACCACCCAGUCCAGGUGCACGAUCGUCUUCUAGUAUGGGUCCACCACCCAGUCCUGGCUCUCGCGCGAAACUCGACAGCGCCGAAAUACUCACACGAAGUCCCAGGCGAGUCAAACGUGAAAUAGGCGGCCUCAGAGAAGUGAGGGAGAUUAUUCGAAGGGAGCUGGAGCUGCAGGAUUAGCUCCAGAUCAGUGCUCAUCUUAUUCUAUUUCUAAUUCUAUCAGUGCCUUUCCUCCAACCAUUACUUGCCUGCCGUCGCUUUGUUAACUUUUUCAGCUAUGUAUAUAAACAAUAGCCGAUUUUCAAUGUAUACCUUGCUGCACCCAGA
Messenger RNA from Suillus paluster, 2040 nucleotides. RefSeq lists its product as uncharacterized. Lineage: Eukaryota; Fungi; Basidiomycota; Agaricomycetes; Boletales; Suillaceae. The record is from RefSeq and is a predicted model, not a curated record. The transcript has 4 exons. Bases 91 to 1893 code for a protein of 600 amino acids.